Sugiyamaella lignohabitans is the source of this 954-nucleotide messenger RNA. RefSeq names its product pyruvate dehydrogenase (acetyl-transferring) subunit E1 beta (gene PDB1). The transcript has a single exon. NCBI's taxonomy places the organism in Eukaryota, Fungi, Ascomycota, Dipodascomycetes, Dipodascales, Trichomonascaceae. The record is from RefSeq and is a predicted model, not a curated record. Gene Ontology annotation, biological process: pyruvate decarboxylation to acetyl-CoA. The coding region runs from base 1 to 954 and encodes 317 amino acids. Gene Ontology annotation, molecular function: pyruvate dehydrogenase (acetyl-transferring) activity.
AUGGACAAAGAUGAGGCUGUCUUCUUGAUGGGAGAAGAAGUUGGUCAAUAUAACGGUGCCUACAAGGUCUCGCGUGGUCUUUUAGACCGUUUCGGUGAAAAGCGUGUUAUCGAUACUCCUAUUACUGAGAUGGGUUUUGCUGGUCUCUGUGUCGGUUCGGCUCUUGCCGGACUUAAGCCUGUCUGUGAGUUUAUGACUUUCAACUUCGCCAUGCAAGCCAUUGAUCAGAUCAUCAACUCUGGUGCUAAGACUUUCUACAUGUCUGGUGGUACUCAACAAUGUAACGUCACUUUCCGUGGUCCCAAUGGUGCUGCUGCGGGUGUCGCUGCUCAACACUCUCAAGACUAUUCUGCUUGGUAUGGUGCCAUCCCUGGUCUUAAGGUCGUGUCUCCCUACUCUGCUGAAGACGCCAAGGGUCUUUUGAAGAGUGCUAUUCGUGACCCCAAUGUUACCAUCUUCUUGGAGAAUGAAAUCAUGUACGGGGAGUCUUUCCCAGUAUCUGAGGAGGUCUUGUCCCCUGAUUUUACUAUUCCUUUCGGUGUUGCCAAGGUUGAACGUGCUGGUACUGAUAUCACCAUUGUUGCCCAUUCUAGAGACGUUGGCACCUCUCUCAAGGCUGCUGACCUUCUUAAGAAGCAGUACAACGUUGAGGCUGAAGUCAUCAACUUGAGAUCUAUUAAGCCCCUUGAUGUCCCCUCCAUUGUUAAGUCUGUCAAGAAGACUAACAGAAUCAUCUCUGUCGAGGCUGGUUUCCCUGCUUUCGGUGUUGGUUCUGAAAUUGCCGCUCAAAUCAUGGAGUCUGAGGCCUUCGACUACUUGGAUGCCCCUGUUGUCCGUGUUACUGGUGCUGAGGUCCCUACUCCUUACGCCAUUGAGCUUGAGAACUUUGCUUUCCCCACCCCUGAAGUCGUUGUUCGUGCUGCUAAGUCUGUAUUGUACAUUGACGAAGAGUAA